AUGGAUGGGGUGUGGGGGCGACCAAGCGCAGUAGACGAGGAGGCAUGGUCUGCCGCUCCACCCAGCUUUAAUCCACCUGUGCGGCGCGUAGACCCUCUUACUCUUACCGCUGUGGAAGUGGAGAUUGAUGGGAUCAAGAAGCUGGUGGGCCAGCGGGUUCAGGUGUCGGGGCUGUCCGACGAAACCACGUGGCACACACUGAAAGAUCAUUUACGUCAGACGGGUGAGGUGACGUUCUGCAAGGUAUUUUCGGGCGGGAGAGCGGUGGUUGAGUUCGUCACACCAGAGGAUGCAUCCCGCGCCAUUACAGAGCUGCAGGCUUCGGAGUUAGAGGGCGCAACCAUCUUCCUUAGGGAAGACAGGGAGGAUACCGUUCUUGUAAACACACGUAAAAAAAUAAGGGAGGCGCGAGAUGCUCAGCUUCGUGCGCGUAAGGAAGAAGUGGAGCAGCGACGGCGAGAGCAAGCUGUUGCGGAGGGCGACGUCCCCUCAUUCACGCCUGCACCCGCGGCAGAGGCGGCGACAGCCAAUCCACAGACCUAA
Messenger RNA from Trypanosoma rangeli, 543 nucleotides. RefSeq names its product RNA binding protein rggm. The transcript has a single exon. The coding region runs from base 1 to 543 and encodes 180 amino acids. Gene Ontology annotation, molecular function: mRNA binding. NCBI's taxonomy places the organism in Eukaryota, Euglenozoa, Kinetoplastea, Trypanosomatida, Trypanosomatidae. Gene Ontology annotation, cellular component: cytoplasm; nucleus. The record is from RefSeq and is a predicted model, not a curated record.